Messenger RNA from Trachemys scripta elegans, 1697 nucleotides. RefSeq names its product NSF attachment protein beta (gene NAPB). Bases 72 to 962 code for a protein of 296 amino acids. Gene Ontology annotation, cellular component: vacuolar membrane; terminal bouton; synaptobrevin 2-SNAP-25-syntaxin-1a complex. Gene Ontology annotation, molecular function: soluble NSF attachment protein activity; syntaxin binding. The transcript has 11 exons. Gene Ontology annotation, biological process: regulation of synaptic vesicle priming; SNARE complex disassembly; synaptic transmission, glutamatergic. The record is from RefSeq and is a predicted model, not a curated record. NCBI's taxonomy places the organism in Eukaryota, Metazoa, Chordata, Testudines, Emydidae.
CGGCGUGCGGGGCGGGGCGGGGCGGGCGGCAGGGCAGGGCCGGGCCCGCGCAUCCCCUCAGAGCCGCCGCCAUGGACAGCAGCGGCAAGGAGCGCGAGGCCGUUCAGCUCAUGGCCGAGGCCGAGAAGCGGGUCAAGUCCUCGCACUCCUUCCUCAGGGGGCUCUUCGGAGGAAAUUCAAAGGUAGAAGAAGCCUGUGAAAUGUACACCAGGGCUGCAAACUUGUUCAAGAUCGCCAAAAACUGGAAUGCUGCAGGAAAUGCAUUUUGUCAGGCAGCCAAGCUCCAUAUGCAACUACAGAGUAAACAUGAUGCAGCCAUUGGUUUUGUGGAUGCUGGGAAUGCUUACAAAAAGGCAGAUCCACAAGAGGCUAUGAACUGCUUAAAUGCAGCCAUCGAUAUUUACACAGACCUGGGCCGAUUUACGAUUGCAGCCAAGCAUCACAUCACCAUUGCAGAGAUUUAUGAGACCGAGCUGGUAGAUAUUGAAAAGGCAAUUGCACAUUAUGAACAAGCUGCAGAUUACUACAAAGGAGAAGAAUCCAACAGUUCAGCUAACAGGUGUCUGCUGAAGGUGGCUGCAUAUGCUGCUCAAUUAGAGCAGUACCAGAAGGCAAUUGAAAUCUACGAGCAGGUUGGAACAAAUACCAUGGAUAAUCCUUUGCUCAAGUACAGUGCAAAAGAGUAUUUCUUUAAAGCUGCUCUCUGCCACUUCAUUGUGGAUGAGCUGAAUGCUAAGCUUGCUCUUGAGAAGUAUGAAGAAAUGUUCCCAGCAUUCACAGAUUCGCGAGAGUGCAAGCUAGUGAAAAAACUGCUGGAAGCCCAUGAGGACCAAAACUGUGAAGCGUACACUGAGGCAGUUAAGGAAUUUGAUUCCAUAUCUCGCUUGGAUCAGUGGCUUACGACUAUGUUGCUUCGCAUCAAAAAAUCACUUCAAGGAGAUGGUGACGGAGACCUAAAGUGAAUUAUUUGUGGUAUAUGUGGCAUGUUGCCUAACUCCUAAAUAAUCUGUUUUUGUGUAAUGGCCAUGGACCAUUAUGGGAUACUUGACACUACACCUAGCUUAAUUUUGUUGCUUAUGAACCAAAUGACUUGUAUUGUUAGUAUCCUGGUGUCUUUUUGAUGACAUGGAUGGAUAAGAAAUGAUACUCCUAGGUAUUGCUGACAGAUCUUCCAUAUGAGAGCAAUAGAGGGAUUCACAAGACUUUUGAGAUCAGUGAAAGAAAUGCUUGUGGCAAAAAUCUUUAUUUUUGGUAGCUGAUGAGCCAAAAGUCUUUCAUUUUUAACUUUUUUUUUUUUUUUGCCGCCAUUUCUCUACUAGCUCAUCGUCUUCAACACUUUUGAUCCAUGCUUGUAAAUAUCUAUCCAUGACAUACAGUACAUACAAUAUUUUCUGAUCUAAUGCUAAUGUAUUGCUAAAGUUCUGUGGUUUUUAAUGGACCUUAGUGAGACAUGUAGAUUUUUGUUUUUAAAAUGAUCAAGCUAUUUUAAUGAUGCUAGUGAAAUGCUUGUGAUUUUUAGAUACAGUGUGUGUGUAUAUACUAUACAGAUACGUGUGCGCAUGAAUAAAUACAUAAUGACCUGGGUCUAAAAACACUAAUCUUCAUAGGUGAGGGGUCUGCAUAUAAUGUUCAAUUACCUUCUCCCUAAACCAUUCAUUAAAUAGGACCUAGCUUAUCAUGUAUUUUCUAUUUAAGAA